Messenger RNA from Hordeum vulgare subsp. vulgare (domesticated barley), 1585 nucleotides. RefSeq names its product uroporphyrinogen decarboxylase. The transcript is spliced from 6 exons. Gene Ontology annotation, molecular function: uroporphyrinogen decarboxylase activity. Bases 172 to 1359 code for a protein of 395 amino acids. Lineage: Eukaryota; Viridiplantae; Streptophyta; Magnoliopsida; Poales; Poaceae. Gene Ontology annotation, biological process: porphyrin-containing compound biosynthetic process. The record is from RefSeq and is a predicted model, not a curated record.
UGUACACUGCCCAUACCCUACCCAUUGCCAUCCUCGCUCGCCCACACUAUUAUCGGCGUAAGCAGACAUCUCAUCCCAAAUCCGGAUUUCUCAUCGCAUCCCAUCCGCUUCGACUCUCCCCGGAGCCGAGGUCGUCGCCUUCCCACUCUGCGGCUCGCCCCACCAGCCUCAAUGGCGACCGCGUGCCCGCCCCUCUCGCUGCCGUCCACUUCCCUCCUCCGCAUGACAACCCGCGCCGGCGCAGGCCUCGCCCGCCAGCCGCUCCCCUCCAUCCGCUGCAGCGCCGUCGGAGAGGCUGUUGCGGAGGCGGCUGUGGCCGGGACGGCGGAGGAGCCGCUGCUAGUGAGCGCAAUCAAGGGGAAGAAGGUGGAGAGGCCGCCUGUCUGGCUCAUGAGGCAGGCCGGGAGGUACAUGAAGAGCUACCAAAAUCUCUGUGAGAAAUAUCCUUUGUUCCGUGAAAGAUCAGAAAAUGUUGACCUUGUUGUUGAGAUCUCUCUGCAGCCAUGGAAGGUUUUCAAGCCUGAUGGAGUUAUCUUGUUCUCGGAUAUCCUUACUCCACUUCCUGGGAUGAACAUACCUUUUGACAUUGUGAAAGGAAAAGGUCCAGUGAUAUAUGAUCCCUUAAGAACAGCAGCGGCUGUGAACGAAGUCAGAGAAUUCGUUCCAGAGGAGUGGGUCCCUUAUGUAGGACAGGCUUUAAAUUUGCUGCGAGGAGAGGUUAAGAAUGAAGCUGCUGUGCUUGGUUUUGUUGGAGCUCCCUUUACCUUGGCAUCUUAUUGCGUGGAGGGAGGUUCAUCCAAGAAUUUCUCAAAGAUAAAGAGAAUGGCCUUCGCAGAGCCAGCGAUUCUACAUAAUUUGCUACAGAAGUUUACAACUUCCAUGGCUAACUACAUUAAAUACCAAGCUGACAAUGGCGCCCAAGCUGUCCAAAUUUUUGACUCGUGGGCGACAGAACUCAGCCCAGUUGAUUUUGAGGAAUUCAGCUUGCCAUAUCUUAAGCAAAUCGUGGAUUCUGUCAAGGAAACACAUCCUGACUUACCUCUGAUAUUAUAUGCAAGCGGAUCUGGUGGAUUGCUGGAAAGGCUUCCGUUGACGGGUGUUGAUGUUGUUAGUUUGGACUGGACAGUUGAUAUGGCUGAGGGUAGGAAACGAUUGGGAUCCAACAUAGCAGUUCAAGGGAACGUGGACCCUGGUGUUCUUUUUGGAUCGAAAGAGUUCAUAACCAAGCGGAUUUACGACACCGUGCAGAAGGCUGGUAGUCAAGGACAUGUAUUGAACCUUGGUCAUGGCAUUAAGGUGGGGACUCCCGAGGAAAAUGUUGCCCAUUUCUUUGAGGUUGCAAAAGGGAUCAGAUACUGAAAGACCUUGGUUGUUGAAUUUGUUCCUUUCUCCCAGCCGGCAGAAGUUGUAGAUGCCACUGCUUGAGGAUAGAUGCAGGAAGCCACAUGUCUAGCAUAGGGUACCUGACGAACACAUCUUUUUGUGAUUGCUUAUGUGUUCUGCAUUUCAGUUUCCAUUUCAUUGUAAUACUCUAAGCAUAUAUUGCAUAUACUAAUUGAGGUGUAAGAAAGUGCCUACUUGUUUA